Messenger RNA from Cladocopium goreaui, 2580 nucleotides. Lineage: Eukaryota; Dinophyceae; Suessiales; Symbiodiniaceae. The record is from the annotation of a GenBank genome assembly.
AUGAUAUGGGUGAUUUUGCCAAAAGGGGCAGACAGUGACUACAAGAUUGCAGAAAGAGGCGGCCCAAGUGAAUCCUGCACACCUUGCAGCCCCCUCAUAGGGAUGGACCGCAUUGUCUUCCACAACUACCGGUCGUGGAUGCACACGCUCUUUGCCUGCAUUUGUCUCAGAGUCCCUCACAUCUUGGAUGGCCCUCCGCUGGGAGUUCAGUUGAUCAAAGAGUUUCUGAUGCUCAUGAGCAUUGACGUGUCCUCGUAUUGCGGACGUGCACUCAGUUCAGGUUUCCGCACCAUCACCCGCAGAUGGAUCAAGGGAAGCUCGAUCGUCGCAUUAAGCGGUUUAGGCCAGAAUGUUUCGGCUGAUGUGGCGGUCAACACCAAGUCCAUGCGGGUGCGUGGGCGUACGAUGGAGCAGACUUGGGGGAGUGACAAGAAGUUCACAUCCACCGGGAGGUGUGGCUCAAAAGUUUUUCUCGGACUGACGCCCAGUUCCAAUCUCGCCAUGAAGACUGGCAACCAGGCAGUAUCUUUGCUCCUGCCUUGGUUCGUCAGAUGGCUACGUGCUUUUCCAUCCGGCGCUGAACAUGAUCAUUUUGAGUGUUGCAAGGAAGCGGCAAACGCUAUGACCCAGCUGAUCUCCGCGAAGGGUGUGCGCGGCUUCUACGCCACCCUUUGCUGCUGCUUCACUGCUGCACUUCUGGCCGAUGAUGAAUGCCAUCCUGACAUGAUCACCACACAGUUGCGAGUGGAGUCUUGGGUCACACCACGUCAUCCUGUUCCUCUACACAUAGCCUGUCAGCACUUGACCAGAGCCCGGGUGGAAGUCUGGUUGCCCGAGCUGCGCACCUUGGCGCAGAUGUUGAAACAGCUGCGCGCCAUGGCUUCGUCAUUGGGUCAAGCUGAAGUGGCACAAUGGCUUCUUGACGCAGACAGCAUGGCCCAAGACAGUUUUGGCAGCCUUACAGAGAUUGCUCGCAUCGCCGAUGCCGAAGAAGCAUUGGCUACUAUGGUGGAGGUCGGUUGGACCACACCGUCAGCGGUGAAACAGCACUUUGCCGAGUGGAGCAAGCUCGGCAUCUCCAAGUCUCAGCAGGCCAUGUUGAAGGCAACUCUGGACAUGUGGGGGGCCAGACUCGAACGUCAACCCUCCCGGCCUGGUCGGUCAGACCUGCCACAGCUGAAACCAGCCACUCAGGGUAGUUUACAGCGAGCUCUUGAUGCGGCCAAACCGAAUCAACGUGAGGAAGCCUUGAAACUUUUUAGAGCAGACGUCUUUGCCAAAUCCGACAUACUUCCGGCAUGCAGCCGGCUCAACACUUGGCAGAAGAUAGCGACUGCCUGGGGCGAGCCACCGUGGCCACUCACCCCACCUCUGAUUGAAAAAGCUGGCGCGAGUUUCAAAGCCGGUGGAUACAAAUCCACCAAGAUCUAUUUUGCGGCGGCGACUCGCCAACACACCUUGCUUCAUGGCGAAGUGCCGGCCGAGGUCAAGCUUGCAAUCAGAGACGCCGUGCGCUCAGUGGAGCGUGGGUUAGGCGGACCUAGCCUGAAGGACAGUUUUCCUUUGACCUGCCUCAGACCUUUGUUUACAGCACCAGAUUUCAAAGACUUUGCCCAGCACUAUUUCAUGGUCAUUCUAGGAGCUUGGUUCCUAACCCGCGAGAUUGAGCUAGCCGCGGCAUUAGUGAAACACGUGAGGUUUGAGUUGCCCCACAAGAAAGUGGCGUGGGUCCUCCCAAUGUCAAAGACGGACCAGCGCGGCAACAUGAUUGAGAGAUCCCAUGUCUGUGCAUGCCCAGCGGACGGCUCUCGUGAGCCAUUGUGCCCAUAUCAUGCGAUGCAAGACUUGUUAGAUCUGCGCGAAAUAGCCCCAACUGAUGCGCCUUUGUUUGAUGACGGCAACGGCCAUGUGAUGACCAAAGAACACUCGAUCCAAGCCAUCCGAGGGAUUUUGCACCGGGCACAGAUUCCCUUGACACGCUUAGGAGCUUCCAACAAGCAAGAGAACCGCUUCAGCGGACACACUUUGCGUGUCGCUGGUGCUCAGUUCUUGGCUGGUCACAAUGUACCAUUGCACACUAUACUUUUGCUAGGCCGUUGGGCCAGUCGUGCAGUUGAGAGGUACGUGCAAGAAGCAGCGCUUCACGUACCCGCAAAUCCUUUGGCUGUCAGUCCAGCCAAUGCCUUGCCCCAGCCCCACGGGGAGUUGAGCGAGACAGCUCCACAGGCCAAGGAGGCCAAAGUCGUGCCGCAAAUCACGCAAGCCUCUGCGGAAGAGGUGAGACGGGUCAAAGAACAGUUUUGUUCUCUGGCUGAACAGAUCAAAAACAUCAACCUCCCGCCGCCCUAUGUGCGGGGACGCAAAGUUCACAUUCCCGAUCCGAAAGAAGCAUGUUUACCACCCGCCGAGUGGUUCACGAAAUGUGGAUGGAAUUAUGGUUUUGCUAGGUUUUUCCGUUCAGCUGAGACGGAACCAAAGUGCCGGAAGUGUUUCCCAGAGGCCAAGAUCGCGGCCGAAAAUUCGUCUUCAUCCGAAACGGAGCAGGCGUCAACCAGCUCAGACUCCGAGCGCGCUGAGUGA